Molecule: messenger RNA, 1978 nt
Organism: Lingula anatina
Lineage: Eukaryota; Metazoa; Brachiopoda; Lingulata; Lingulida; Lingulidae
Product: protein YIPF3
Cellular component (GO): Golgi apparatus
Source: RefSeq, a predicted model, not a curated record
AAUCAUCAUGGCUGCACGGCCAGGUUGGCAGCAGUCAGGACAGAUGGACAGCUCUGCUGUUAUUGACAUGGAUUACCUGGAUUCAGGGGAUGGAUCAGGCCAUGACACAAACGAAUCAGACAUUGAACAUGACUCACCAGAUUCUAAGGAUGGAAAGAGUGGUUUGUAUACAUCCAUGCAGAAGAAUGUUGCAAGCUUUAUGUUUGAAAGAGGCAGAGAACAGGCCAAGAGGGCCUACAGUCUGUAUGCAAACAUUGAUUUCCUUAGACCAUAUUUUGAUGUGGAGCCACACAUUGUAAGAAGCAGGCUCCUCAAUUCCAUGCUUCCUCGUAAACCUACAGACGAAAGACAGAGUGUUCCAAGGGAAUUGUAUGGGCCCACAAUGCUAGUGUUCACAAUGAUCGCCCUGUUAUUGUUUCAAAUGAAGACUGCCAAUCAUGCUGUGGAAGAGGGCACACUGAUGGGUACAGCAUUUGGAGUGUGUUUUGGUUAUUGGCUUGGUGUGUCAUCAUUUAUAAUGGUCCUGUCAUAUAUGUGCAAUACAAGGAUAGUCAUGAUGCAAAUUCUAUCAUUACUGGGUUAUUCCUUAUUUGGACACUGUUUAGUCCUCUUUCUUGGCACUGUCAUCCACACAUCCCAUGAUCACAUGCUGUUCUAUCUGUUAUGGGGUACAUUAGGAGGACUUUCAACUCUAAAAAUGAUUGCAGUUUUAGCAUCUAGAACACGUGGCAGCUCACAGAAAAUGGUCAUGUGUGGGAUAGUGGCAGCAAUCCACAUGUUGUUCCUGAUAUAUCUACAUUUUGCAUAUCACCAAAUGGUUGAGGAAAUAUCAUUCCUAGAGGGAGUAGGACCUCACCAUGAUUUUCUUAAAAAGGAGCCUAUACACAUAAUUUCUUCUACAGUGAAACAGGCAGCUGAGAUGAAAGCGGUGGGUGAUAAUCUAAGUACUAAGGAAUCUCUAGAAACAGCUGUGACAAAAUCUUUGCAAAAUGUGAUAAGAAGUGUUGCCCCAAAGAAGUUGGUAGAAAAUGUAACAGAAAUAACAAUGAAGCAAGCCCCAGCUCUUCUUGGUGCAAUAAAGAAGUCAGUUGGAGAAGCUACAUAGAUGCCACUAGAAAGUGAACUGGUAUCAACUGAGGCAUCUACCAGUACUAUAACCAGACAUAACCUUCGUUGCAAAAUCAUGGAAUUCAGAUAUUUUUAAUUCAACCGUGAUGCCUGCCUCUGGAGCCCUGUUGGAAUGAGCAUUUGGUGCCACGAUAAAUGCAAUGUUAAGACAUGAUAUAAAAAAAACAUUGAUGGAUGUGACUGUAAUAUAUCAUGAAAACAGUACCUUCACAAUUUUCUAUCACAUUUUAUCACAAUUAAAAUGCCUUUUUGUACAUGUGUCAUGUAGAUGUACCAUUUCUCUUCUGUAAAUAGAGAUGUGUAGAAUGGAACAUUAGGGAGGAAAAUGAUUUUAAAUUCUUGUAUUUAGUUUUGUUCAAAGGUGUAUAUUUUGACAUUAAUUUGAGGAAACAUUUCCUUGACUGUAAAUAAAGGGAAUCCAGGGAUUUUUGUAAAACACAAAGGUUGCAGUUUUGUAAUUAAGGGGAAAUGAUAGAAUCUACUUCAGUAUUUCUCUGAAAGAAACAUGCCUGAAAACUUAACCUAACAACAUACAUGCAUACCCAAACUUCUUUACACAUGUAAUAAAGCUCUUUUGCAUUUUUAUACAUAUGUAAGGAUUUCAAGGUAUUAUCAGUUGUAUAGCACUGUAAAACUUUGCUAUUGAUGACAUUUUUCAUAAUUUUACUGACAUCCAGCCAAUUAAAGGUGUUAAAAGGGUCAACUUAGUUGCAUAUUUUUAAGAAGUAAAAUGUGUCAUUGUGCACACUUAAAUUAUUGUGGUAAUUUUAUUUAAUUUUGUUGAGAAAAGAAUGGGUAUUAGGAACAUGUAUUGCUUUUUUUGGUUGUACGUACCAUAGAAUAAAGCUUA